AUGCUUUGGAUUGUUAGAUAUUGUAUACCUCUCUGGGCCUUUGAGACACACAACUUUGUACUAAAAUUCUACUGCACUUUCGCUUUCAUCGCAGAUACGAUCCCUAUAGCAAAGUGUUUUCCAGGGAAUAUUACGAUAUUGAUGCCAUGUUUCAAGCGAGGAAAGACGCCAUAACUACAGCAUCAAGAGCUAAGAAAUUUGGACUCAUUCUGAGUACAUUAGGAAGGCAAGGAAGUCCAAAGGUGCUAGAGGUAUUGCAUACAGCUAAAAUGUGAAAAUUUUAUGAGUAAAUAUACUUUUUGAACGGAGUUCUACUUUGUGUGAUUCAAAAUUAAACCUUUAGUUGUGUGUUGAAAGUAAUCGGCAAUCAGUUCGCCAUGUCAUGGGUUGACUGACGUGAACAAUCCAAGCUACCCUCUCAACCAAUCUGGUGCAAGGCAAAUACCAAUCGUGACUCGGUCAAUAAUAUUGCUCUCACUGUACCUUUUAAUUUUAGUUCCCAUCGGGUUUUGAUUAUAUUUUCCAACAUAGUGAUUGGACAUCUGCUGGUGACUACUAUGUUUUUGGUAUUACGGCACACUAUCGAAAUGCACUUUAAUACAUGACUUAUUAACUCUCUCUGGAUAAAAUCAAGUCAUUCUCGCAUCUAAAUAUAAGUUUUUCUGAUGCAAUUAACUUUGGGGAAGGCUGCAAAUUUAAAUUUAAAUUCUCCAGUUUUCUUACGAUGUAAUGUGUGGAAUAUUUUCGUCUAUGCAGAGGAAUCUCUAUUUUUUGGGCAUCCUUAUUUAAACGUUUUCUCUACUUGAGGGACACAAACUUUGAUUAAAACCCUUGUAUUCGAUGCCGUCAUUGAGGGGACACCCCUAGUUCAGGGAUAUUUUGCUCGUGACGGUUAUUAUUCAUGUUAUCAUCUUUUCCAAAGAGCUCAUAAAACAGAUUUCAUGAAUCCUUUCAUCUUUUAAUUUUAUCCGCAGAAGUUAGAAGAACGAUUCAGCAAGGCGGGCCUGGAAUAUGUAAUUGUACUUAUGUCUGAAAUAUUUCCGGGUAAACUUGGAUUGUUCGAGGACGUGGAAGCGUAAGUUGCUUUUCUUUUUAAGAUGUGAAAACUGCUUUCCGUCGAUAAGAUAAGAUAAGAUAAGAACCGUCUUCACGUAAAUUCUGUUUUGUCAAUUGUCCUUAACAAAAAAUCGCAUAAUCAGGACGUGAAAUUGCGCCCAAUACAGGCGCCAAUGCGACUAAAUUUUUCACUUUGGCGACCAAAUCCUGAAAAUUAGUCGCCAAAUUGGCGACUAGAAUGUUUCAUCAUACCCUUACCAAGAGAUCUAGUGAAUUAAAAAGAUUUGCAAAGACAAAUCCGCGUCAAACUUCCUCGUUAAGUUCGUUUCCAAAAUGCAGCACAUGCAUCUCGAUCGAUAACUAGACGCCAUCUUUGAUUUAGGUGAGCUUAAACGUUGCAUAUCAUCCAUCCUAGUGUCCAUUUUGUAGCACGUUAAAGAUCUUUUCCCCUACUUAAUUUCUAGAACGAUGACAGCGUAAAAAAGAGGUUGUCUUGGUCAUGUCAUUCGUUUCCUGCUGUGUAGGAAAUUAAAUCAUUGUCAUUUUAAACAUCGGAAUCAACGAGUCUCUUACCUGUGAUCUUUGAUUAAAAUCCUAAGAGGGCACAAAAGACUAGAAAUAGAACGGCACUAGAUACCAACGAAACAAUGGAUGAAAACACUAGUAUACUAAGCUAAAGGAGAGACUAACGUAACAAUCGAAUGUAAGGCGGUCCUAAGACUGCGCGAGACAGUUACGAGAUAGGUAAUGCGCGGAGAUGCUGUCGUAACAGUGUAAUCAAAGAACAUCCUAAAACUGCCUGAGAUACCGAAGUAACAAUCAACUGAAAGAGAAACUUAAAGAGAAAACAGAGAUAGAAGCUAAAAAAUUAGCUACUAACAUAAUCCAAUCUUAGAAAAUCCUAAAAAUGCGCGAGACACUAACGUAACUUUCCAAUGAAGGAAUAUCCCGAAAGUGGGCAAAACACGAACCAAACAAUCAAAAGCGCAAAAGGGCACGAAGCAGUAGUGAAUGAAAGGGAAUCCUUAAACGGCACAAGAUACAAAUGCAACAAUCAAAUGAUAAAGAAUCUUUAAAGAGCGCGAGAUACUACCGUAGCAAUCCGAUGAAAGAAAAUCCUAAAAGUGUGCAAGAUAUUAACGUUAGAAUUAAAUGAAAGAAAAUCCUGAAAGUGCACGAGGUGCUGUGACAAAAUCCAAUAAAAGAGAAUUCUUAAGGUGAGCGAGAUACUAACGUAACAGUCCAAUGAAGGAGAAUUCUUAAGAUGCACGAGGUACUAACGUAAUAAUCUAACGAAAGAGAAUUCUUUAAGUGCGCGAGGUACUAACGUAAUAAUCUACAAAGUGGAAUUCUAAAAGCGGUUAUGGUACUAACGUAACAAUCC
Pocillopora meandrina is the source of this 2440-nucleotide messenger RNA. The record is from the annotation of a GenBank genome assembly. NCBI's taxonomy places the organism in Eukaryota, Metazoa, Cnidaria, Anthozoa, Scleractinia, Pocilloporidae.